GAGUGUUUCUUGGUUUGAGAGAUGUUAAGUUAUCUUGAAAUCCAUAUGGAGCACACAGUAUUCACUGUAACUUGGGAAAAACUUUCAGGCGCACCCUUCGAAGUCUUUCGUCUUCCACGGUUAAGGUUUGAGCACGGAAGCCCCUCGAUGCUUCGGUGCCUGAGAUUUCACGCUGACACACUACGGCAACCUCCAAACCGACGGUGCGCUCAAAGCUCGAAGACCCCGAACAACCAAUUCACAAAGAAGACGAUUGCAACUGCCAUGUCUGUCGAGGCUACCACUCCCGCCGUAGAGGCCACUGCUUCCCCUUCCACCCUCACCCGCCCCACCAAGCCUGAUGACGCCGCCUUCAUCGCUGCCCGUACCGAGAUCGAGAAGGAAAUCGCCGCCAUCGAGGCUCAAUUGAAGCCCGUCCAGGCUCAGAUCUCUUCUCUCGGCAAGAAUGGUGCCGGUGGCGAGCGCAACAAGGAGCUCAAGGCUCAAUUGGACGAGAUCAAGACCAAGCAAGCCGCCGGCAAGUCCGAGAAGGGCAAGAUCCACGAGCGUGCCCGCAUCCUCGACGACCAGAUCAAGAAGAAGAUCGCUGACCUCCAGGCCGCGAAAAAGAAGGCUCCGUCUACCAACCCAGCAGAGAUUACCGCCCGUAUCGCCGACUUGGAGGCCGCUGUCGAGUCCGGUUCCAUGAAGCUCGUCGAGGAGAAAAAGGCCUUGGCCGAGAUCUCCAACCUCAAGAAGGCCCGCCGCAACGCCGAGGGUUUCGAGGCUCAGCAGGCUGAGAUCGAUGCUCUCCGUGAAGAACAGCGCUCCAUCCGGGCCUCCCUCGACGACCCCGAGUCUCGUGCCCUCUCGGCGCAAUACGACACCAUCCGCGCCGAAAUGGACAAACUCCGUCUCGAAUCCGACGUAGCCUACAAAUCCCGCAACGCAACCUACGAAACGCGCAACGCCCUCAAGACGACCUUGGACGAGGCGUACGCCAAGAAGCGAGCAUUGCAGGACGAGUUCUACACAAACAAGAACGCGUACAAGAUCUACGAGGCCGAGGAGCGCCAGAAGCGCUUUGACCGUCAGCGCGCGGAACGCGAGAAGGAGCAAGCCGAGCGAAGACGUGAGGCUGCUGCCGCACAUAUGGAGGAAGCUUCUCACCCCGCUUUCGAGGUCGAGAUCAUCCAGGCGGAGAACUUGUUGAAGUACUUUGACCCCUCAUUCGUUGCUACCUCCGACUCGUCCGCCUCGCUCAAGCCCAACUCCACCGGAAAGCUCGCCGCUCGUGAGGUCACCCAGGCCACCGCACCCCAAGGCACCAUCCUCCGCCGCAAAGACGACGACGAAGUUCUCUUCGCCCCCAAGAAAGGCAAGGCCGCCCGUAACAACCGCACCCCCGCCCCCGCGGCAUCAAAGUUCAACAUCGAUCUCGGCACCAUGAACUCCCUCUCCAAGCUCAACAUCCAGCCCCCGAUGAGCGCCGAAGACCAGCCCCGUGUCGUGGAGGAGUUGAAGAAGAAGGUCACUUGGUGGAAGGAGAACCAGGAGAGAGUCACCAAGGAGAACGUGGAGAAGGCGAGGAAGGAGGUUGAGAGGCUUGAGAAGGAGGCGAAUGCGGCGGAGGAGGUGAAGGCGUAAAAGUGUGAUUCUGGACGAUUUAGAGAGUGCACGUCGCUUACCGGUACCGUACGGUUGUUACAUGGGGAG
Messenger RNA from Saitoella complicata NRRL Y-17804, 1695 nucleotides. RefSeq lists its product as uncharacterized. The record is from RefSeq and is a predicted model, not a curated record. Gene Ontology annotation, molecular function: mRNA binding. Gene Ontology annotation, cellular component: nuclear outer membrane-endoplasmic reticulum membrane network; ribonucleoprotein complex; endoplasmic reticulum. Lineage: Eukaryota; Fungi; Ascomycota; Saitoellomycetes; Saitoellales; Saitoellaceae. The transcript has 2 exons. Bases 22 to 1626 code for a protein of 534 amino acids. Gene Ontology annotation, biological process: intracellular mRNA localization.